Molecule: messenger RNA, 1072 nt
Organism: Schistosoma margrebowiei
Lineage: Eukaryota; Metazoa; Platyhelminthes; Trematoda; Strigeidida; Schistosomatidae
Source: the annotation of a GenBank genome assembly
AUGGAUUACUUUUUGUAUGAACAGAAAUGUGGACCGAUUUACCUACUUGAAUUCUGCACUAAUGAAUCUAAAAAUGAAACUUUCUUCUUGUUGUUGAUAUAUUCUGGUAACCUGAAAUAUAACAAGGAACACUUUCAUAUAAAUGAUAGCGGUAGAUACAUUACUUUUUAUAGUAAUAAUACUAAUAAUAGUAUUAGUAAUAACAAUAUUAAUAAUAAUAAUAAUAAUAAUAAUAAUAAUAAUAAUAAUAAUGAUGGUAGUAGUAACCAGAACAAGAAUAAUUACAGUGGUAAGAAAAUUGAUUGAAUCAAUUCUUUGGGAAAAAUCAGUUUAUACCUUCAUUUUAAUCUAUAAAUAUAUAGUUUAUUUCUAUAUUUAUAUUACUUAUAAUCAUCAUCAUUCAUUCAUUCAUUCAUACUAAUAUGCAAUUUACUUUACAGUUUUAAAUGUUCCCUUUUUAAUUCAAGCCGAUUUGAUUGACUUUUCAUUAAUUUUAUGGGAAUUAAAACAAUUGUACAGUUUAAUAUUUAAAUAGUUAGUACACUAGUUAGUUUGUUCGUUUAUUCACUACCUCUGUUUGUUUUCCUUUUUUCUUCUUUUAUAUCCAUCCACUCAAAAUAGUAAUUGUGUUGUGUAUAUGACUCAUUGUUUUGGUUGUUUUUUACUUUAUAUAGAAAAACGAAUUUGUACUAAAUUUGGACUUUUUAAUAAUAAUAAAAAGCUGAUAUUGUGUUCUGGACUCAAGUGGACGGUCUAGGAGGACAUGAGACCAAUAAGGACACUAGACCGGUCGAACAUCAUUGGUUUGGCACAGUGCUAGGAUUGUAUAAGUCGUAUUUUGAUUGAUGGAUAAAUCACGUGAUAAAAAGCCGGACACAAAGUCAUAACACUAUGCAUCACAAUCAUUUACAUUGGGAUAUUGCCAAUUUAUGAUACUUAAUCCAUUAAUAUUUUUUCUAUUUUUCCAUUAACAUGUUGAUAAUGUAAUAGAAAUUAUAAUAUUUUAAUCUUACUACUUAAAUUCAUACUUUCGCUCGAUAAAAUUCUGUCUAGGAUUUGGCAUCCUUCCUCC